AUGCAAGGAGAACCAUUGGGCCACCAUGCCCACAACGGCACAGGCCCCGCCUCGAUGCCAGCGCUAGACCGUGGCCUCGCAAACUCCCACAACAUGACCAUGAACAUGAACAUGGACAUGAACCUGGACAGCCUGGAUAGCGUUUCCCCGCCUCCUCGUUACCCGGUCGAGCGAAAAACAAACGCCGCCGCCCAGGUGCACGCUCUAACCGCCCAGCGGGCCGUGGUCGAAAACGACGAAAAACAAUUACAAUUGCAAAUGCAAAUGGAAGGAAGAAUGGGAGUCGAAAAGGAGUGGGAAAAGUCAAAGACGCUACAAACGACAAGCCUGCCCUGGAACGAUACGCGGCACAGCAUGUCUGGAGAACACGUACAGGCGUCCGUACAGGCGCAAACUGGAAAACGUGACGAAGAAACGCCGUCGGCGGCGGCGACAACAACAAAAACAACAACAACGACCAAUAAUAACACGCUGCUACAGCCCAGACUCAACCCGCUUAUCCAUCUAGCUAUGUCCCACAUUCCGGCACCAAACAACACCCCCGUGGAGGCCGCUGAUAUGACACCACUGAGCGGCAACGCGUAUGGCGACUCGGCGCGUAAUCCCGAGCCCCUGGCGUCCACUAAUGGGAAUGAUUCUGCCGGGUCCAACAAUCAAAAUAUGGCUGGGCGUCUGGCGGCGCGCGGCCAUGAGUUGCAAGAAAAAAACAUGUCUUCUGAAGCGGGGUCCGCGUCUACGUCUACGGCGUCGGCAGCACACGGCUCGUCGGUUACUGACGGUAAGGGGCUCUCGGCUACAGACGGUUUGAGUGGCGGCUCGGGACACAAAGUCAGGGUCAGCGGCAACAUUGUCGGAAGUGUUGUUUCUGGCGCUUAUGAGAACACUCGGAGCCCUGUACUCCUCUUUAACAGUGAGAACGGCAGCGGCAAUAACAUCCAAAGGUCCGGUGGUGCCGACCGCGUCGGCGGCACUGCUGCUGCCGCUGCCACAGGUACCACCACAUCCAGUACCAAUGGUCACGUGGGACCUACUACUUCCACUUCCUCGUCGCCGCCAAAUACAACGUCAGCUGCUACUGCUACUGCUGCUACUGCCAGCAACGGCAACAGCAAAGGUAACAUCAAUGCCACAAAGACAGAUGCUGCCGCUGCUGACAGAAACAAUGGCAACACAGCAUCAUCUUCAUCAGCGCCAGCACAGGGACCAGCAGUGGUGGUGCCUUCCAUUUCUUCGUCAGUGUUUGGAACGCAGGGCGAUCCAAACAGCACCGACAGAGACAUACAUGCAGGCAGCAACGCAAUGACCCCCCGGAGACUGCAUUUCGACUCUUCCACGGAAAAAAUUGACCCCGGUGCAGGAAUCUCGUCCAUUUCGGCGCAAAAAAUAAACAUCACGUCCUUGCUAAACUCCAGGUCUACCGCGGAGUCUAUUUCUCCACCACCUUCAGCGGUAGAUCACGAGUACUCGAUCAAUUUUCCAUCCUCAGCAGCUUCGAAUACACAUUCUUCAGGAUCCUUCUUACAGCCAAAGUACCCGCAGCAUCAGCACCAGCAACAGCACCAGCAACACCCGCGUCUCGCUUCUGCCAUGAACAGAAUGGUUUCGCCAAAUUAUCUGUUCGAAACAGAACAAACACAAAAUGCGUUUGGUAAUAUUCCAAGUGCUAGUGCACAAUCUAAUGCGAAUGCUAAUUCAGGCUCAGGCGGUAGCACCAUCCAAGGCGCAAGCAUAACGUACCAGCCAAAGUACUUCAACACAAAGUUCGAUGAGCUACGGAACAGGGUCCUUCUUGGAUCUUCCACGGGUUUCCCCAAACUAGAUGCGACGCACAAGUAUCCUUACAGCAAUAGCAUUCCGGGUUCCGGCUCGAAUUCGAACUCGAACCCAAUGUCAAUCUCGAAUCCAAAUGCUCAUAAUGAGCAGGACUCCAACGUGGACGCUGAAGCCGCAGCGAUCAUCUCGCAAAUGAGGUCUUCCCCUCUGCCCGCAUUCAACGAGCAUUUUGGACCAGGAACGCAUGGGAGCAGGCCGAACUCAUCAUUGUCGAACCAGUCGUUACAGAAUGGCUCCUACAAUCAGUUUAACAAGCGUUUGUUGCCCAAACCGGUGCUUCGUGUGAACCAAAGACAAUUCCCAAAUAAUAACAGCCAAGACGAAAAUGCCAUUGCAGAGGAAGACGAUGACGAUGAUGACGAUGAUGACGAUGAGUACCAUGAAGGCGGCUAUGCUAACAGCCAAAACGGUGGAACAAAUGUCUCAGAUACCGUUGCAUGGAACAAGAACGGCAAGAGACGGUUGUCAAGACGGAAAUCUGGACCACCUCACUAUAAUUCGCAACUAAAGGGUGCCAAACAAGAGCAUGUCCAGUUUUUAUCCGCAGAUAUCUCUGAAGACAACGUUCAUUUUAAGCGCUCUCGCUCAUCUUCCUUGUCGUUGGAACCUACAGGUUUACUAUCCCCAAAUUCAAAGCGGGCAAAGCAGCUGAAAUUCAAAGAAUCGAACUAUAAUAAUGACGUUUCAAAUGAAGAGAUGGUCAAGUCAAGUGACCAGAUUAAAAAGAGAAAUGCAACAGGUGCCCGUUCAAGAACUGGUUGCUGGAUUUGUAGGUUGCGUAAGAAGAAAUGCACAGAAGAAAAACCUCAGUGCCAGAACUGUGUGCGACUACACCUCGAAUGCUUUUACGAUAUUGUCAAACCUGACUUUAUAUCAGAUCCUGCCAAAAAGGCAGCAAAAUUAGAUGAAAUUAAAAAGAAAACGAAGGAGGCUAAAAGACAAGCAAUGAAAAAGAAGACUUGGCUUUGA
This is a messenger RNA of Kluyveromyces marxianus DMKU3-1042, 2802 nucleotides long. It is a transcript of the gene UME6, whose product is annotated as DNA-binding transcriptional regulator UME6. The record is from RefSeq and is a predicted model, not a curated record. The transcript has a single exon. Gene Ontology annotation, molecular function: DNA-binding transcription factor activity, RNA polymerase II-specific; zinc ion binding. The coding region runs from base 1 to 2802 and encodes 933 amino acids. Lineage: Eukaryota; Fungi; Ascomycota; Saccharomycetes; Saccharomycetales; Saccharomycetaceae. Gene Ontology annotation, biological process: regulation of DNA-templated transcription.